Molecule: messenger RNA, 567 nt
Organism: Nicrophorus vespilloides
Lineage: Eukaryota; Metazoa; Arthropoda; Insecta; Coleoptera; Silphidae
Gene: RpS30
Product: ubiquitin-like protein FUBI
Exons: 4
Coding region: 88-480 (130 amino acids)
Biological process (GO): translation
Cellular component (GO): cytosolic small ribosomal subunit; ribosome
Molecular function (GO): protein binding; structural constituent of ribosome
Source: RefSeq, a predicted model, not a curated record
CAUUUGUUUCCGGAUCUGACAUGUUCUUUUUACAGUGAACUCUCGUUGAUUGUAGAGGUUAACAAGUCUCUUGACAAAGCAGCAAACAUGCAGUUGCUAUUCCGUGGACAGUCUACCCAUGUUCUCGAGUGCCAAGGCACCGAAACAAUUGCCCAAAUCAAGGCCCAAAUCGCCGGUUUGGAGCAAUUGCAAGCUAGCGAUAUUAGCUUGUAUGCCCAAGGUACCCCAGUCGCUGACGACAGCUUGGUUUCUGCCUUCGAAACUGAAAUUGAAUUGACUGUUGGUCUUCUUGGAGGAAAAGUGCACGGUUCCCUUGCUCGUGCUGGUAAGGUCAAGGGCCAAACCCCAAAGGUAGAUAAGCAAGAAAAGAAGAAGAAGAAGACUGGCCGCGCCAAGAGGAGGAUCCAAUACAACAGGAGGUUCGUCAACGUUGUUGCCCAAUUCGGCCGUCGCCGUGGACCCAACUCAAACUCUGCCUAAAGAGUUACAUUAACUUUUAUACAAUGUGCAACGUUUAACAUCUAUGUUGGCUAUUUAAAUUUAGUUAAUAAAAAAGAAAAAAGUAUA